AUGCCUCAGAGUGACCUGUAUACCAAAGAACCUUAUCGGCCUUUGGGGCCACUCGUUAAGUGCAGUUUUUUACCUUUAGAAUUUCUGGAUUGUGAUGAGCCAGUUGACCAUAAGGGUAACGAAACAGCAAAAAAAGCGGUCAAGCAUGGAUGUGUUAGAUUUGGAGGUGCUCGAUUUGAAGAUGUGGAAAUAACAAAAGUUCAAUGCAAGGCAUUAGAUGGAAUCGAAUGCUAUGGAAGUAGAAGUUUCCUUCGAGAUGGAUUUCCAUGUGUAAGAUAUUCAGGUCACUACUUCACUACUACAUUAAUAUACAGUAUUUUACUGGGAUUCCUUGGUAUGGAUAGAUUUUGUUUAGGUCAAACGGGUACAGCUGUAGGUAAGCUUUUAACUUUAGGGGGACUUGGUAUCUGGUGGAUUGUUGAUGUUGUAUUAUUAAUAACAAAUAAUUUACAUCCUGAAGAUGGAAGUAAUUGGAAUCCAUAUGUGUAA
This is a messenger RNA of Leptosia nina, 489 nucleotides long. Lineage: Eukaryota; Metazoa; Arthropoda; Insecta; Lepidoptera; Pieridae. The record is from the annotation of a GenBank genome assembly.